Messenger RNA from Chilo suppressalis (striped riceborer), 5810 nucleotides. The record is from the annotation of a GenBank genome assembly. Lineage: Eukaryota; Metazoa; Arthropoda; Insecta; Lepidoptera; Crambidae.
AUUCAAAUUUGUUUGAAGCUCAACGUCCACCUCAACGAUUUUUGUUUGACGUAAAUUUUGAACUUACUAAUUCAAGCAUUUUAGUUUAUUACACGUUUAUUUACAUAGAUAUAAUUGUGACGUGAGUGUAAAGGUUUUGCGGAUUUUUUUAUGUGUAUUUUGUCAAGAUGACGUCGGAAAAAGUGUGCAGAAAGGACAAAAAUCAGAACAUUCAAGUGUUCGUCAGAUUGAGGCCCUUGAAUCAACGGGAAAGGGACAUAAAAUCACUGGGUGUUGUGGAAGUAGUGAACAGUAGAGAAGUGGUUGUGCGGCAAUCGCAACAGACAUCACUUACUAAGAAAUUUACUUUUGACCGAGCCUUUGGUCCUCAUGCCAAACAGGUGGAAGUUUAUCAGGAGGUGGUCAGCCCCCUCAUUGAGGAGGUGCUGGCCGGAUACAACUGUACUGUCUUUGCUUACGGACAGACAGGCACAGGCAAGACGCAUACUAUGGUCGGAGAGAACACUAGUGAUGAGACAACAUGGCAGAAUGAUCCAUUGGCAGGUAUUAUACCCCGAGCACUAAGCCAGCUAUUUGACGAGCUCCGCAUCUCCAACACAGAAUAUACUGUCCGAGUUUCAUACUUGGAGCUGUACAAUGAGGAGUUGUUUGAUUUGCUCUCCUCCUCUGAAGACAACUCGAAGCUGAGGAUUUACGAGGAUGUGACUAGGAAGGGAUCAAAUAUUGUUAACGGCUUGGAGGAAAUAACAGUAUAUAACAAAAACGAAGUUUACAAGAUAAUGGCACAAGGACAAGAGCGAAAGAGAGUUGCGUCUACCCUCAUGAAUGCACAAUCAAGCCGCUCGCACACAGUGUUCACGAUCGUGGUACACAUGAAGGAGAACAGCCCCGAAGGCGAGGAACUGGUGAAGAUUGGCAAACUGAACCUGGUGGACCUGGCUGGCUCCGAAAAUAUUAGUAAGGCUGGGUCGGAUAACCCUGCGAAGCGUGAACGCGCUCGUGAAUGCGUCAACAUCAACCAAUCGCUGCUCACUCUCGGCCGGGUUAUCACUGCGCUGGUGGAGAGGCAUCCGCACAUACCCUACAGGGAAUCAAAGCUGACCCGCAUCCUCCAAGAAUCCCUGGGUGGUCGCACCAAGACCUCCAUCAUAGCCACCGUAUCCCCCGGACACAAAGACCUGGAGGAAACCAUGAGCACCCUGGAGUACGCUCAUCGGGCCAAGAAUAUCCAGAACAAGCCUGAAAUCAACCAGAAGAUGACGAAGAAAGCUAUACUUAAAGAGUUUGCCGAAGAAAUUGAUAAGUUGAAAAAGGAUCUGCAGGCAGCGAGGGAUAAAAAUGGUGUCUACUUAGCCAGCGAUACCUUCGCUGAGAUGACGCUGAAACAGGAGGAGCAACGGAAGGAGAUCCAGGAGUUGUUGCUGAAGAAACGCGCCAUGGAAGAGGAGAGAGACCGUGCGGAGAGUGUGUUCAACGAAUUGAAUCAGAAACUUCAGAUGACGGGCAGCCAGUUGGACAACACUAGGGCUCAACUCAACACUACCAAGGCACAACUAGUGGACACCACCAAUAUGCUCCGUACCAAACAAUUGGAGUAUGAAGAACAGAAGUAUCUGGUGGCGAGUCAGCAGCAAACGGAACAUAAACUUGGUGCUCAAGCAAAGGAAUUGGUACAAGUGGCUGAUACUGUGGCGGCACAUGCUGCUGCCUUGCAUGAUAAUAUCGCCACGAGAAGGAGUAUAGAGUCUGCCAACCUUGAGGUAACCAGGACAUAUCGACGCGAGUCUGCCCAACAGAGAACGUUGAUCACUACAAGCAUUCACCAGUUUGCUGACACCUUGCUUCAGACGCUCAACGGAAUGCAUUCUACACUAGAUAAUUUUACAACUAACACUAUGGAGACUCACGACCAGAACAUAAGCAAGUUAUCAGAAUUAAUCAACAGUAUUUCUGAAGCAACAAAUGAGAUGAAGUGCCUAAGUGAAGCGACGCACGCGCGGGUCUGCAACGGGAUGGGUGACCACCGCAACAGGUUCGACGAUUGUCUGGGAGCUCACAUUAAUACGAUACGCGCAGCCCUCGAAGCUUCCGUGACUGCGCUGACUGCCAGUCUACAAAACGCCAGGGAUAUUGUGGGGAGAAACGAUGUCGCCAACUUUGUUAACCAAUGGUACACCGACGCUUCAGGUCGCGUUUCAUCGCUUCAACGCUUGCACGCUCGCUUAGUAAGCGACGCUUCGGAUGCGGAGCGACGUCGCCGCGAGGUUGCGAAACGACACCAAUCACAGAGGACAACAAGGGCUCAACAGAGGCAACAAACGCUGCAGAAUUGUAUGCAGCAAAUCGAAGAGGAAAAGGCAGAAAUCCAGGGGCGUUUAAAGAAGCAACUAGAAGAUAUAGAACAGGAACGAUCGGCCACGGAAGAACGCCUCCAACUGUGGGUGGAAGAGGAGAGAAGGUUAUUGGAAGAGAGGCUCGCUAAACACCUCGCUACAGAGAGACAGGCACUAGAAGAAAGACUGAACAAGAAGAUGAUCCAAGUAGAAGAGGAACAGAAGCUGCUAGAAGACAGGAUAGCCAGGCACGUGAAUUGGCAGAAGCAGCAACUGCAAGAUUGCAGCGAAGACUUAGAGAUGGCUGAUAAAGACUUAGAAGAAUAUGAAUCCGGAAUGGAGGAUACAAGGAAACACUUCACUAAAUACAACAAGGAGUUCGAAGAGGGGUCGAGUGCAGUGAGCGCAGAUUUGGAAGUGUUGACCCGCAACGUGUGCGACCUCACGCACCACGUGUGCAACCAACUUUAUGCUGCUCUAAUGCAAGCGGAGAAUAAUGCACAGCAACAAGCCAACGAACUAGCAGCCAGCUCGAACACGACAAGAGAACAAUUGACAUCCACCACAGAGAAUAUCCUAUCAGAGGUCGUCAAAUGCAACAAGGAAGCCUUACUCGAAGUUUAUAACCGUUUCGAGACCAAUACCACCCUAACUGCCGCCGAGUUAUCCCGCCUAUCUGCCUCCAUUACCACCAUAAAAGACAAUUCCCGUAACCACCUCUCUACCCAGUCUGAGACCUUGGAAGCAGUGCAGCAUCACGCUAUGAGCUUGGACUGCAAUGUUAAGGAGGCGGUGCUGCAGUGCGAGUAUCUGGAGAAUAAGUACCUCAACGACGAGUAUAGGAUGUAUACUUCUACUGGCAGUACUCCAGUACGACGUCAAUAUUCCUACCCGCGAGUACUGGCAGCCACGUCUCCGCACGAGCGAAUCCUAGCGCGAUACCGCCAGCAACGAGUCAAUCCUCUCCAGGACGUGGUAGUGAUAGAGUCAGACGGCGAGCUAGCGGCGGGCAGUGAAUCCGAGACUUCGAGCGAAGAGAUAUUCGCUGAACCAUCGCCCCUCGUGACCAUACCUACGUCUACGCCGGCCAUAUGCAAAUCUACUUCGGAGACUGAUAUAUAUGUGAGGAGGAAACAGCAAGAUAAAGAGCAAGCGGGCAAAGAAAACCCAGACCGGUCAAUGCAUUACCGCAAACCUUCGAAGCUGCCCGCGCCUUCCUCCAUCAAGAAACCACUCAUAGAACGCAACGGCACUAUCAACUGACAUCAACACACGAUAAUGUGCCGAUAAACCUCCCACCAGGUAGGCAAUGAACGUACUACCUUUGAAAAUGAGCCAAUGCUCGUGUAAACAUGAAAUACUAUCAUAUUUGGGACUCGAAAAGGGGUAUUUGAUCUGAAAAAUGACAAGAAUGUGUAUUUAUAACCUCCUUAUCAUCACAUAUCAACUUAACUAUACUCGACAUAUUGCGACUCGUAUACUCAUUGCAAUAAGAGAAUUUAGUGAAAAUAAUGUCACAGUAUAAAAAAAUACAGUAAGUAGAUAUUAAAAUGCUACCUUAGAAAAUGAGCCCAAUGCUUAUGUGAACAUGAAAUACAUAUUUGGAACUCGAAAAGGGGUAUUUGAGUUGAAAAAUGACAAGAAUGUGUUAUUUAUAUCCGCCCUAUCAUCACACAUCAACUUAACUAUACUCGACAUAUUGCGAGUCGUAUAUUCAUUGCAAUAAGAGAAUUAAAAAAAAGUAUGUCACAGUAUAAAAAAUGUCAGUAAGUAGAUAUUAAAAAUCACAAAGUAAUAACAUUUCGAGUCUCAGAUAUGGCAAAUUAAUAAAAUCGAAUUAUAUCAAAUAUUACGAUAAUUCUAGAAUUAGAUGGUAAUUAUAAUUAGAAUGUUUGUUUUACUAUAAUAUAGUAAUUGAAAUAUAUCGCGUAAGAGUUUUAAUUUUGGUUAUUAUGAUUGUAAAAGAGAUAUUCGUUUACAUGUUGAGGCAUGCGAAUUACUGAAAUUUAAAUUAUUUUAAAGAUAUUAUUUCUCUUUAGAUCUUCGAAGACUUUGAAACUGGACAUGUAUGUAAAAGAAUAUAAUCCUUUAUUUUUGUCUGCAAUAACUGCUUUAUCUUGCAAAUAUUACUGUUUAAAAUUAUUUUAAAUAAGCUUACAAAAGUAGACAGAUUACGAAUUUAAGUAACUGCAUAUCAACGAAACUUAAUUAAAUGCAUAUCAACAAAACUGUGCAGUUUCGAAUAGUAAUGGGUUAGGGAAAGGUCAGAAGUGCAAAAUAUAAAUAAAAAAAGACCAAAGUAAACAAUUCAAACUCUUAUUUCCAAAUAAUCUUUCUCUUCCCCUCAUUUUGAUAUGAAUAAUAAGCUCCCUCGUGAAAUGUAAGACCCUUUUCACUUUACUUCCAAUCGUUAUAAUACUUAAAUUAUGUUUAAUUUUUUUUAAUAAGUAUUGCAUAGAACAGGGUAGGCGAACCUUUAUGAAUCAACGUGCCAUUUUUUCUAAAAAAUCUUUAAUUGGGUCAUUGGCAUGCCAUCAAAUAAUUUUGACUUUAUGAUUAUUUAGAAGAUAAUAAUAUAAAUACUAUCAGAAAUCUUUAUGAAACAUAGUAAACCAAAGAGACACAUUCUGGAAUGUUUUUAUUACACGCAUAAAUUAGAUUACUGUAAAAUUAGUGUGACUUCUGUUGCUGCCGGUUUGAUAACAAAUAAUUUAUGUUAGGGUUGUAAGAUGCUACUUUUAGCAAAAUGCAUGCUGAACUGGAUUCAUCUGUCAAACGGUUUCUAAACGAGUUUUUAAUGUUAUUCAUCUCUGAAAACAAUGACUCGCAGGCAUAGGUAUAUGAAAACAUUGUUAAAAUAGCAUGUGCUAACUUAUUCAAACAGUUACUUCGUAGCGUAGGAUCACUCGCGUUCGAUCGUCAUAAAAUACCUACUUCAAUCAUUUUUUACACAUGUUUUAUGAUUGGCGACGUGCCCAAAAUAUUGUGUCGCGUGCCAUCAGUGGCACGCGUGCCAUUGGUUCGCCUACCCUGGCAUAGAACUUACUGAUUUUUUUACAAUCGUUGAGAACUGCCCUUUUCCUAGGCUGUGCCAAAUCACUUUCAUAGUAUUAUUAUAAUCGUAUAAAAGUGUUUUAAUCUUGAUUAUGUUCACAAAUGAAUGGUCAUCUUCUAGUAAUUUCGAUUGCAAUUGCGUGAUUUAAAGACAAUUUCAAUUAAAAAAUAGUAUUGAUUGAAGAAAAUAUGUCACAUUUUUGUAAAUGUACUUUCCUCAAGUGUUGACUUAUAACAUUGUUAAGUGACGUGCUUGUAAAAGUGUUUCUUUUUAUCAGUUUUCUUGUAUAUUUUAAUGGAAUCUAACUUUGAUUUAUAUUAUGUAUUCGAUGUACGUUACUGAAUAUAAAUAUUAUUUCUUCCCAAGUGCUUGCUUUUUCAUUUUAAAUGUAAUUAUGUUUUAAAUCUAAAGAAAAUAUAACU